Molecule: messenger RNA, 873 nt
Organism: Lineus longissimus
Lineage: Eukaryota; Metazoa; Nemertea; Pilidiophora; Heteronemertea; Lineidae
Product: small ribosomal subunit protein eS1-like
Exons: 5
Coding region: 27-827 (266 amino acids)
Biological process (GO): translation
Cellular component (GO): cytosol; ribosome
Molecular function (GO): structural constituent of ribosome
Source: RefSeq, a predicted model, not a curated record
ACUUCCUCUUUAAUCGGUGACCAAAAAUGGCGGUGGGAAAAGUAAAGAAACAGGGCAAAGCCGGCGGUAAAAAGGGUGGAAAGAAGAAAAUAAUCGAUCCCUUUACCAAGAAAGACUGGUAUGAUGUCAAGGCACCUUCCAUGUUCAACAUCCGCCAGAUCGGCAAGACACUUGUAACGAGGACACAGGGAACAAAGAUUGCUUCCGAUGGUUUGAAGGGACGUGUGUUUGAGUGCUCACUGGCCGAUCUCCAGAAUGACGAAGUCGCAUUCAGGAAGUUCAAGCUGAUGUGCGAAGAGGUCCAGGGCAAGAACUUGCUGACCAACUUUCAUGGCAUGGACCUGACCACAGACAAACUCAAAUCAAUGGUCAAGAAAUGGCAGACCCUCAUUGAAGCUCAUGUUGAGGUGAAGACCACAGAUGGCUAUUACUUGAGUCUUUUCUGCAUUGGUUUCACCAAGAAGAGGCAGAACCAGGUAAAGAAGACGUGCUAUGCCCAGACAACCCAGAUCCGUGCCAUCAGGAAGAAGAUGGUGGACAUCAUGACCAGAGAAGUCUCGUCAAAUGACUUGAAGGAUGUCGUCAACAAAUUGAUCCCCGACAGUAUCGGCAAAGACAUUGAGAAGACUUGCCAAGGUAUCUACCCACUACACGACGUGUUUAUCCGCAAGGUCAAGAUCAUGAAAAAACCAAAGUUUGAUUUGGGCAAGCUUAUGGAGCUCCAUGGUGAAGGUUCAGCCGCAGCAACCAAGUCAGGUGAUACGGAAACUGGGGAGAAAGUUGCCCGACCUGAUGGAUACGAACCACCAGUCCAGCAGAGUGUAUAAUAAUGUAUAUGAACCAAGUCUAAAAAAAUAAAUUAAAAAAACUUCA